This is a messenger RNA of Rhododendron vialii, 1413 nucleotides long. RefSeq lists its product as uncharacterized. Bases 895 to 1293 code for a protein of 132 amino acids. The record is from RefSeq and is a predicted model, not a curated record. The transcript has 3 exons. Lineage: Eukaryota; Viridiplantae; Streptophyta; Magnoliopsida; Ericales; Ericaceae.
AUUUGUGUUGAUUUCUCCCCUGCUAUAAGUGGUAUACAUGGUUUGCACGUAUGUGCGGUUCCAGGCAAGUAUCAUUGAGCUUUUGGCCUUCAAUCUACCAACUAAUACCCAUUGAGAGCAAUAUUAUUUUUGCCUGUUGGUUCUUUCCAAACAUGAUUAAAAAGUGGAAGAUAAGCUUUGGUUUUAGCCGAAAUCUUGUCCUUAAAGCGAGAACUAUUUGAGGGACUGCGCUCUUUGAUUUUUUCCAAAGGACUCUAUCAGAUUCUACGUUUCUUUGUUAUAUUCAGGUUAUGAGAUCAGAACGUAGAAAUGGAUAAUUGAGGAAUUGAUGAUUCAAUCAACCAAGAGAGCUAUAGAAUUUAUGAGUCGAUGUAGGAGUACAGAUUCUUGAAUUAAAUAAUACUUUGGGUUAGGUUUGCUUCUUACUUCUCUAUGUGCUUGCUUUUUAUUGUUGGUGAUCUAUGCAUUAUCAUCUAAUAAAUAUAAGCCUAUUUGGCUUGUCCAUUCAAAAACUGGACCUUGUGGUACACAGAUUAUUAAGUUUUUCUCCAUUUUCUAAAGCUGAUUGAUUUGUGCAGUUUGAUGCUCUGGUCUGACCAAUUUAAUUUACUCUUCCAAAGUUUUUGAUUCUAUUAUACCAGAGCUGGGCAUUCACAUGUUAUCAGUUGUGUUCUUUUGUACAUGAUACUAGAGUUCGAUUUAAGUAAUAAGAAUCAGAAUGACUCCAAAAGAGUAGGCAUGACCAUUUUGAGAAGAAGAGAGACUUGUAAAGUUGGAGGUGUUUCUGAUUAUUAGCCUAUUGGAAGCAUUCCAAAUGCUAGAAAAGGGGAAUAGGUGGUUGCAGAUUGGCCUUCUUGGCUUGUUAAGUCAAGGGACGCGUACUGUAGAGAUCUGAUGGUAAGCAACCUGAGGGACUAUGUCCAUCGCGUUGGGCAUACUGUAAGAGAAGGAAGAGGAGGGCUGGCUAUAAGCUUUGUUACUGAGGUGCAUUCGAAACUAUUUGGUGCACAACCGGCAAACUAUUCAAAUUAUACAUGCUAUAGAGGACUAACAAACUUCAGGCCACCGUACAUUGAUACUAUUGGGUAUGUAUUUGGUGUCGUUUUGGGGCUUCAAAUUGAUGCGUUAUGCAACUAUUGUAGUUUACUCGUAGUACAUGUACAGGGAACAGGUAUUGAGAAUCAUGUAUUCUCAUCAUUUUUGUUUCAAAGGACAAUCACAAUUUUGAUUAAUUCUUUAUGUACAGGAUGUGAGUUGUCCUUCUUAAGUUAUUUUUGUUAUGCUUUGCUAUAAGGCAACCUGAAUAUUUUAGAGUUUAAACAGCAUGCACUCUGGGUGGUAUAUUAUGAAUGGAAGUUUUUAUAACUCCCAAUCUCCAUGUAAGAUUUCAGCUGGCGAACAGAGAAAGUAUGU